Messenger RNA from Rotaria sp. Silwood2, 978 nucleotides. The record is from the annotation of a GenBank genome assembly. NCBI's taxonomy places the organism in Eukaryota, Metazoa, Rotifera, Eurotatoria, Philodinida, Philodinidae.
AUGAUGAACACACAGUGCACGAUUCUUCAAUUACAUGGUAACGCGAUCACAUCACAAGGCAUAAUGAUCUUAGUCGAUGCAUUAUUACACAACAACACAACACUGAAAGAUCUAUGGCUUAGCAACAACUGUGUAUCUGAUUUGGGUGUACAAACUUUGACACGUACAUUCUUGGCGAAUGAUUCAACUCUCAUGCAGCUUCAUCUUGGCUCAAAUUGUAUCACAGAUCGGGGUGUUCAAUAUUUAGCUGAAAUACUCAAAAGAAAUCGAACAUUGACUGAUCUAUGGCUAUACAACAAUCAAAUAGGUGAUCAAGGAGUACAACUCUUGGCCAAUGUACUCUUGAAUGAUAAUUGUAAUCUCAAGCAUUUGGAUCUUCAGUGGAACAAAUUGGUGACUGAUUCGAGUGUUAAUUCACUUGUCAAAAUGCUUGAACGCAAUCGAUCACUGGAAAGACUCAACUUGCGCAAAUGCAAUCUAUCCGUUACGGAGAAAAAGCCCGAUGAUACAAAGAAUCCGAAUCUGGUUGGUGAUGAAUGUACUGAAGAUGAAAAUGAAGAAGACAAGGAUAAAAAUAAUGGUGAAAAAUUACGUAAUACAACGGCAGCUCUGAACCAACAUCGAGUAAUAAUGAAGAGGAUACAUUUAGUUUCACGUGAUGUAUCAAUUCAACAUCAUGAUCGAUUUCAACUUGGAGCAUCAACUAAUCAAAAGGAAUCAGAUGACGAUGAAGCUAUGACAAAUACGAAUUCAAAUUUAAAUCAGAUUUGUUCACCAGAAAGUGCAGAGGAUGCAUCUCAAGCUGGAUCGUUUCUAUCAGAAAUGGAAACAGAAAUAUACGAUUGUAGAGAUGCAAUGGAACCAACGAAAAAACGUUCUCGUCCUAAAAUCGACGAUGGCAAUGAUGGUGAAGAAGGCGAUUUCGGUUCAUCAGUAUCUGAUGUACUCAGUGGUACACAAUCAAUUAAAAAUGGCUGA